AUGGCUACGAUUCGCAUUGCCAAUGAGGUCCAUCCCAAGAAUGAGCUGCAGGGCAAGGAAGGGCGAACCGCCGAUAUCACCUCGAUCUAUGCGCAUGAUGAUGGCAUCUACAACAUGCGCUCGAGGAGAUCCUCGCACGAUCUGGGCCUCUAUCGGACCAAAUCUCUGCAACUUGAUGAGGAUCCUGGUUUGCGCAAGGAGGGCGACUUCAAGCAGAAGCAGGUUUUCAGCGGCAAGAUGCUACUCUGGCUAGCGUAUCAGUCAAUUGGCGUGAUCUAUGGCGACAUCGGUACAAGCCCCCUCUACGUCUACUCGUCGACGUUCACCUCCGCGCCAUCCAAAGAAGACCUUAUUGGCGUAUUGUCCCUCAUCAUCUGGUCCUUGAUCAUGAUGGUCACGGUCAAGUAUAUCGUGGUGAUACUUCACGCAGACAAUGAAGGCGAAGGCGGCACUUUCAGUACAUACACGCUCCUCAGCCGGUACAUGAACAUCACAAAUCGUGAUCCUAGGGAAGCUACGCUUGUGAGAUUGAAGCGACAUGCCUCCGGAGAUCUCGAGAGCGCCGGCAGGGUAAUGCGGAAGGGAAUCGAGUCCAGCCGCAUCGUGCGUGGUAUCCUUAAGACCAUGGGAGUGUUGGCCGUGUCCAUGGUACUUUCGGACGGCGUGCUCACACCUGCGCAAUCUGUCCUGGGAGCUGUUCAAGGGGCCCGGGUGGUCAACCCCAGCAUUUCCAAAGGGGCGAUCAUCGGCAUCACCGACGCGAUCCUCGUUUUGUUGUUCCUCGUCCAGCCCUUUGGCAUCACCAAGAUCACCUACGCCUUUUCGCCAAUCGUUAUCGUCUGGCUCGGAUUCAACGCAGUCUUUGGAAUAUACAAUGUGAUCCACCACGACGCCUCCGUCUUCAAAGCCUUCAAUCCCGGCUACGGCUUCACAUUCUUGGUCCACAAAGGCGAACACGGUUGGAGACAGCUCGGCGGCGUCCUCUUGGCCUUUACCGGCGUCGAGGCGCUGUUCGCAGAUCUGGGCGCUUUCAGCCGCGGAGCCAUCCAGCUCAGCUGGCUGUGUUACACAUUCCCAUGCCUCCUGCUGGCCUAUAUCGGGCAGGCAGCCUACAUAAGCGACCAUCCCGAAGGAUACGCGAACCCGUUCUUCGAGGCGGCUCCAGCUGGCACCGUCUAUCCGGCUCUGAUCAUCGCGAUCCUAGCUGCGAUUGUCGCCUCGCAGGCCAUCAUCACCGCAACCUUCCAGCUGCUCCACCAGGUCAUGAAACUGUCCUACUUCCCACAACUCUCCGUCAAGCACACGUCGAAGAUCUUUCACGGACAACUGUACAUUCCGCUUGCCAACUGGCUUCUCAUGAUCGGGACGAUCCUCAUUGCCUCGAUUUACAACAAUACCACGUCGCUGGGUAAUGCUUACGGCGUCUGCGUCAUGUUCGUCACCUUUUUCGAUACUUGCAUGGUAUCGUUAGCGGCCAUAUUUGUAUGGCGGUUCAGUCCCUUCAUCGUGUUCCUCCCCUGGCUCACAAUCGCCCUCUUGGACGGCACCUUUCUUUCCUCGGCACUCACGAAAGUCCCAGACGGAGCCUGGUUCACGCUCACCCUCGCCAUUGUACUGGGCAUGAUAUUCAUGCUAUGGCGCUUCGGCAAAGAACAGCAAUGGUUCGCCGAAGCAGAAGAUCGAUUCCCAACGUCCCAUUUCGUGCGCAAAACCCCGGACGGAUUACAACUGACCGACCGCUUCGACGGCACGCCCCUCAGCUCCAUCAACGGGUUCGGCAUCUUCUUCGACAAGGCCGGCGAAACAACACCCAUAGUGUUCAGCCAGUUCGCGAUCAAACUCACGGCCAUGCCCGAAGUGAGCGUCUUCUUCCACCUGCGCCCACUCGAGACGCCCUCCGUGCCGCCCUCCGACCGACAUACCGUGUCCCGCCUCGCGAUCCCGCACUGCUACCGCCUCGUCGUCCGCUACGGCUACAACGACGAAGUCAUCACCCCGGAUCUUGCGUCAGUCAUCUACGAGCAGCUCCGGGUGCAUAUCUUGAGUGAGCAGAGGUCCACUGCCGCCGUCCAGACACCGGCCACUUCGGGACUCGCCGAGGGCAACGCAGAUAAAUCCACGACCAGACACUCUAGACCUGAAGUCCUCUCCAAUGGUGAUGUGGACGAGGCCAUGUUUACCACGUCCUCGGACGAAAACACGCCGCAAGUGCAUGCGCAAGGACAAGGGCAAGGGAAAGAGCAACCACUUUCUCAUAGGCAUUCGCGCCAUAACCCGGAAAAAUCCCCCACCGAUGCGGAGGCCUUGGCCCGCCUGGACCGCGCCUUCAGCUACAAAAUCAUGUACAUCGUGGGCAAGGAGCAGAUGAAGAUCAAGCACACCACAACUAUACUAAGGCGGCUCUUGCUCGUACUGUUCCUGUGGAUGAAGGACAACUCGCGGACUAAGAUGGCGAAUCUGAACGUGCCGAUUGAGAAGGUGAUUGAGGUGGGCUUUCUCAAGGAGAUUUGA
Molecule: messenger RNA, 2511 nt
Organism: Cladophialophora yegresii CBS 114405
Lineage: Eukaryota; Fungi; Ascomycota; Eurotiomycetes; Chaetothyriales; Herpotrichiellaceae
Product: potassium uptake protein
Exons: 5
Coding region: 1-2511 (836 amino acids)
Biological process (GO): potassium ion transmembrane transport
Cellular component (GO): membrane
Molecular function (GO): potassium ion transmembrane transporter activity
Source: RefSeq, a predicted model, not a curated record